Aspergillus steynii IBT 23096 is the source of this 1094-nucleotide messenger RNA. RefSeq lists its product as uncharacterized. The record is from RefSeq and is a predicted model, not a curated record. NCBI's taxonomy places the organism in Eukaryota, Fungi, Ascomycota, Eurotiomycetes, Eurotiales, Aspergillaceae. The coding region runs from base 373 to 909 and encodes 178 amino acids. The transcript has 2 exons.
CACAUCGGAGCUUCGCCGCAUCGCUGAUAAAUCCGCAACGUCAACCCCGCAUGGCCCUCAUUCCAAUCUACCAACACCCUACGAGACUCGGAUUUUUUUAAUGAAUGACUAUGGCGAACAAAACCCCGGUGCACUUUUUUGAUAUUGAAUCGACACUUCCGCGAGACCUGAAGCCAUGGUCGGUGAAUACGAUCAAGACCCGAAUGGUCUUGAACUACAAGCGCAUCCCCUAUACACAAUCCUACAUCUCUUAUCCUGAUAUCGCUCCUUUACUCUCCAAGAUGGGCGUCCAUCCCCACGCGGAGGGUAUGCCGUAUACCCUUCCAGCGAUCUGCCACCCGCCCUCGGUGACGUCAAAUCCACACGGGACUGAUGGACUCAUUUGCUGUCGCAGCCCAUUUGGACCGGACGUUCCCAUCUCCGCCCUUAUUCCCAUCUAGGGAUGCCAGUUAUGCCCUAGCACUUGCGGUCGAUAGACUCGUAGCAAGCGUCACUUCCAGGUGCUUCAUGUUGGUGAUUCCCCGUGCGGCGGAGUUUCUCGAUCCCAGGGGUCGCGAAUAUUUCAUCAAGACUCGGUCGGCUCGGUUUGGUAAGCCCCUCUCCGAAGUUCGUCCUCAAGACGCCGACCAAGUUCGAGCGAUCAUCAACGCCGCAGCGACCGAAAUGGCCCCCUUGGCUCAGAUGUUGCGAGGCAGACUUGGGAAGAACGGGCCUUUCCUAGAGGGCGAGCGGCCAGGAUAUGCGGACUUCUUGAUCGUUUCUUUCUUGGUUUGGAUCGAGAGGUGCGAUAAGGAGUUAUGGACUGCAUUGCUGAAGGUCGGGGAGGGUGAGGUUCAAGCUCUUUGGGAUGUCUGUUUGCCGUGGGUAAAUGGCCAAGGCGAAGAUAAGGAGUGGGAGAUCCCUCGGUGAAUUGAACCUAAGUAAAGGACAUAGCACGUUAGUGAUUCGUCUUCAAUCGCUUUGCUUGCAUACAGAUAUUAAAUGUAUCAGGCGUCUUUCUAACUCGAAUUUUGUGUCAUAGUCAUGAACGUGAGAUUCUCGACAAGCAAGGUAGUCAGUCCAUGCUCAGUUGCAAAGGGGAUAUUGCCCAAAAG